Messenger RNA from Paramuricea clavata, 1915 nucleotides. NCBI's taxonomy places the organism in Eukaryota, Metazoa, Cnidaria, Anthozoa, Malacalcyonacea, Plexauridae. The record is from the annotation of a GenBank genome assembly.
GAAAGCCACUGUGAUUGUAAAAGUUCUUGCAGUGUAAAAAGGAAAGAGAAUGAAACUCGAGGUUGUCGUUGCAAAGGGCGAAAUGUCGAAUGUUCGGAUAAAUGCCGGUGUGGUACUCGCGAUAAACCUUGCAAGAAUAGAGUAAGUAUGUCAAUAUAUUAAUUUAAACAUUAAAAUGAUAAAUCGAAAGCAUGAAUUUAACAAUUGCUUUUAUGAUUUUCGUCUAGGCAAUGACAAAAAACAUGGGAAGGGAAAGAGACAACAGGAGUGAAAAAGCUACGGAUACUCGUGCAAAACAAGGCAAAGAAAAAGGCUUUCGUCUUAGUUCUAAACCAACCGAGUCAGAGGAGACACAGAGGGAAAAGGAGCACAAAGAUGUCAAGGUAUAGCGCAUACUUGAAUUUGUUGAAUACGUUUUAAAUGAAGCCCUUUUUGCAUGUUUGGUAAACUUUGUUUACGUUUUUGGCAGGCAAAAACUACCUAGAAUGUAUUGUAUUGUAUUCUUACUCUGCUAAUGCAGCAUUGCUCUCGUUCAUGCUUAUUUGACUACCAAAAAAAGUAAACAAGGUUAACUUAUAGGGUCUGUAAUAGAGAUUUUUCAAUAUAUUGAAAUACUGUAUACAUAUACAGUUUACAGUAAGGUACUGUACAUGCAGGACUUGCAGUGGCGUAACGUUAUAUCAGGGGGCCCCCGGUUCAAAAUUUUCGAAGGCCCCCCUAGUGGACGUACCAAAGGCACGAGUCGAGCCCCGUAUAUGCACGAGUUUUCUAGGGGGUCCAGGGCAUGCUCAUCCGGAAAAUUUUUGAAUCUAGACUCUCUCAAAUGCCAUUUCCUGGACUUUGGGGAGAGAUUUUACAGAAUUCUGAUGGUCGUAAAACGACAUUGUAACAUAUCAGAGGCCCUGACCAAUAUUUUUGCUCUAUUGUCUAAGCCUGGGGGCCCCCAUUUGGGUUGGGGGCCCCCGGGGUCUCCCGGUCUGAGACCAUAGUAGUUACGCCACUGGGUACUUGGUUAUAGUGCAUUUGAAAGGAUUUAUAGUUUCACUUUGGGUUCACAAGUAAAAGUAAAUUUAUUGUCAUUGUUGAACUUAUGAACAUGAAUUUAGCCUAUUCUUGGUUUUCAACUAUUCCCAGGAGAGACAAUUGAACAAAAGACAUGACAGCCAUGCUGGUCGUCUUGAUAAAAGAAACCACAGUCACUGGUGGACAUUAAUUUUGUCCAUUUGUCUCUCCUGUGAAUAGUUGAAAGCCAAGAAUAUAUUAUUUUAUAUAGGCUACAAAUACAUUUGUACAAUUUUAGGAUUUUAUUGCAACCUUAGAUGAGGCCAUGGUAAAAAAACUAGCUAUAAGAAGCUUGCGAAGAGGGAUCGGUAGUAUGGACUACAUAGAAACAUUGCUCAUAAUGGAGGAUGAUCUUGAUGAGGAUGAAAAUUUUGGUGAGUUUGGUCAAGCAUCAACUGAGCAACCAACUGGUUCAGCAUUGGCAGACAGUGAAACAAAGAACAAAGGUCCUGUUCCUUCCGACACACAUAACCCAGAUCAGAUAGAUGAUUCAGCAUCAGGUUCUGUUCCAGAUUGGUGUGUUUGUGGCAGAUGUCACCCCAUGACACAAGAUGUCGAGAAUAAAUGUUGCAAACUUAAAAAAUGCAUAACGCUUUCUUCCCGAUUCGCGAAAUUGUGUCUGGAUCCUGAUGUGAUCGAGUUGUGCAUAAGAAACACAGGGGAUAUAAGAAACGAUAGAGAAGACAACAGCAGUAGGGCUUUUCGAAAAGCAGCCUAUAGGCAAUUUAUUCUUGCACGCCAUGGGCAUCUUGGUAAAGGAAACAGACGAGUCUACCCUUCAUGUGUAGUAAUGAAAAUAAGGGAACGGUGGCCAUCCAUUACUGGAGUUUACAUGGGGUAUAGGGAAAACUAA